AUGACCGUGACCAGCCGUCGGGUCAGAUCAGAUCCCAACGGCUCGGGGAAAGCUCUUGAACCGGGUAUCAAGGCGACAUGUGAUGGCUGUGGUGUCGAUGUCACUCAGACUGUGCGAAUCAAGUGCGCUGCGAAAGGGUGCGAAGAUGUAGACAUCUGUCCGAACUGUUUUUGUGAAGGCAAAGAGUUCAAUCCUCACAAACCAUGGCAUGAGUACAAGGUCGUCGAGCAACACUCUUGGCCGAUCUUCACAGAGGACUGGGGAGCCGACGAAGAGCUGCUGCUCAUCUCGGGUCUGAUAAUUCAUGGUCUGGGCAAUUGGAUCGAAGUCGCUUCGCAUGUUGGAACGCGGACCAAGGAGGAAUGCGAGAAGCAUUAUAUCUCGACCUAUAUCGAGGCGGAACAAAAGUCGGAUCCUGACUCGGAUAGGCCAUAUGUCAAACGGGAGUUCAUGCCCUCCAUGCACGAGAACUUUGACAUCGAUCCAGACGAGUUUCAGAACCGCAAGAAGGCUCGUAUUGAGGAGCUUCGCAAACCUCAGACCCUCCCUCCCGCCGGUCCUCCCAUGGUUUCUGCCCCGACCAAUCACGAAGUGUCUGGCUUCAUGCCCGGACGUCUCGAAUUUGAACACGAAGUGGACAAUGAAGCAGAAAUGGCGAUCAAGGAUCUCGAGUUUAGGCUAGUGUACAAGUACGGAGGGGAUGAGCAGCCAGCUGCCAAGGUCACCGAGCCGAUAGAGGAAGAGGACGAUGAGGACGAAGAUGAGGAAAGUGACAAGGAAGCCAAGGACCAAAAGCCAGUCUCGAAGAAUGGCAAACCAGAGCCUGUCAGAGUAAAGUCGGAACCGAGGGAUGAAGAGCAGCCCGAGGCCAGUAGCUCACGGAUGAGCGGUUCACCGUCCCCUACAAAGCCCGACGUCAAUGGCAAGGGCAAGGGACGAGCCGACCCGGCCGACGAUGAGGAGGAUGAGGACGAAUUAGAGAUCAAGCUCGCGCUACUGGAUAUAUACUUCAACAAGCUGGACAAGCGUCAAGAGGCCAAGGAGUUACUCUUCGACCGAGGCUUGACGGAACACAAGAGGCUGCAAGCGCUGGAUAAGAAGCGAGCUCGCGAUGAACGAGAGCUUGUGCAGAGAUACAAGGUCUUUGCGAAAUUGCAGACAGCUCAGGAUUACGAGACACUGAUCGAGGGCAUAAUUUACGAGCACCAACUUCGCAAGAGGAUCACCGAGCUGCAAGAAUACAGAAAGAUGGGCAUCACGACCGGCGCAGAGGCAGAAGCUUAUGACGCUGCCAAAGUCGCAAGGGCCGGUUAUCGACCGCUCAAUUCCACUCGACCCGAAGUCAUGCCUACUGGUGCGCGUGCCAACGCCGGCCAACAUCGCUUCCUCCACGGUGCAGCGUAUGGCACACCGCCGCCGGUGGACGCCAAAAAGCAUAUGGACAGUCGCGAACCAACCCCGCGCAUCCCUCUGAUUGCAUCGCGCAAGCCAGCCACUCCACUCAACCUUGCCAAUUCCGCAUCGUUGGAUCUCCUCUCUACCGAAGAGCAAUCGCUCUGCUCCUCACUUCGUGUCCUUCCCAAGCCUUACCUCACAAUCAAAGAGAUGUACAUCAGAGAGAAUGAGCGGCGCAAAGGGCAGCUACGCCGCCGGGACGCGAGGAAAAUGAUGAAAAUCGACGUGAACAAGUCGGGCAGAAUAUUCGAUUUCCUCGUCUCGGCUGGAAUGCUCAUUCUCUCGUACGAUCCGUCGAUCAAGUCUUACACACCGAGAAAAGAUGGAUCUCUACUGGGAUAUGGGAUGGAGCUCAUGAAUGGAGUGAGGGGUGUCGUAGAUAUCCAUACAAGAGAUGGGGAAUUGGGUUGA
Molecule: messenger RNA, 1866 nt
Organism: Kockovaella imperatae
Lineage: Eukaryota; Fungi; Basidiomycota; Tremellomycetes; Tremellales; Cuniculitremaceae
Exons: 11
Coding region: 1-1866 (621 amino acids)
Biological process (GO): chromatin remodeling; regulation of transcription by RNA polymerase II
Cellular component (GO): SAGA-type complex; nucleus
Molecular function (GO): protein binding; chromatin binding; zinc ion binding
Source: RefSeq, a predicted model, not a curated record